AUGCCCGGUCCCAGGGGUGGUGUCUUUAGGAGACGCCUCUCCACACAUUUAGAGGGCCACGUUGAUCUGCUCCCCGGCAGAAGGGAGUCCUUCAAGCAGGUAGCCCGCAGGGCUGCCGCGUUGAAGCAGCUGUCAGAGCUGCGGGCUACCAACCCACAACCUCCCAUGGCCUCCGUGUUGGACCUUGAAGACAGCCUUGCCUCUGAAUGCCGGCUCCCGUCCUGCAUUCAGAGGGAGUUUAGGAUCCGGGAGUUGGAGGAGGAACGCACUUUGCCUGUUCACCCCGCCAUCAUGGCAUUAUUCAUGGACCGGACGAGGGGGAGCACUGACAAUUUUGCUUUUCCCAAGAGCAUCCGUAAUUUGUAA
Knipowitschia caucasica is the source of this 366-nucleotide messenger RNA. The record is from the annotation of a GenBank genome assembly. NCBI's taxonomy places the organism in Eukaryota, Metazoa, Chordata, Actinopteri, Gobiiformes, Gobiidae.